CCGAUCUAAGUUGAAACCGACAGAAGAUGUCAACACAAAUACGUAUAUUGUUUAUGAGGCUCAUAAUGGACUUUUAAGAAAAGCCUGUUUUAUGAACUACAAGUCCAAAGGAUAGUCUCGAAGAGGAGAAACCCUAGAGAACUGAUAUAUAUACAAACUCUUUUCUUCUGUUCUACGCCACAACCAAAGGGGAGAAGCAAAAAUGGUGUCUCUGAAGCUCCAGAAGCGGCUCGAAGCAUCGGUGAUGAAGUGCGGGAAGGGCAAAGUUUCGCUCGAUCCGAAUGAAUCUUCCGACAUCUCGAUGGCUAACUCCCACAAUGCAAGUUACAUAACCAUGGGAUCACCAAAAAUAUUUCUCCGGCCGUUUAAUCUCUCCGACGCCGGAGACGUUCUUAAAUGGGCCGGUGAUGAUGACGUCACACGUUACCUCCGUUGGGACUCUAUUAAAACCGUGGAAGAAGCCCAACAACACAUCCUCCAAAAGGCCAUACCAUACACAUGGCGCCGUUCCGUCUCUCUUGUUGACAACGGUCGUUCCAUCGGUUACGUCUCCAUCAAGCCUGAUUCUGGAGAUGGUAGUUGCCGGGCCAACCUCGGUUACGCGGUCUCCAAAGAGUUUUGGGGGCGAGGGAUAGCCACUGUAGCGGUGAGGAUGGCGGUGGACCAAGCUUUGGAGGCUUUUCCGGUGGUGGUGAGGAUACAAGCGGUGGUGGAAGUGGAGAACAUAGCGUCUCAGAAGGUUCUGGAGAAAGUUGGGUUUGAAAAAGAGGGUUUGCUUAAAAAAUAUGGUUGUUGCAAAGGAGUGGUUAGAGAUAUGUUUUUGUAUAGUUUUGUUAAGGAUGAUUGUUAAGGGAAGUAACUUGAUAAGAUCAUGUUUUAGUCGAAAUUAUAUUUUUAGUUUGCAAAGAAAAAGAUGUUUACGGCAACGAGUGAUGGUCCCUUUUGUAUCUAUGUCUUUAUCAUGUCAUAAGUUGUUAUAAGUCGUGUCAUAUGAAUUAUAAACUACGGU
Molecule: messenger RNA, 1009 nt
Organism: Eruca vesicaria subsp. sativa (arugula)
Lineage: Eukaryota; Viridiplantae; Streptophyta; Magnoliopsida; Brassicales; Brassicaceae
Source: the annotation of a GenBank genome assembly